Messenger RNA from Engraulis encrasicolus (European anchovy), 951 nucleotides. Its product is annotated as olfactory receptor 52J3-like. Gene Ontology annotation, cellular component: membrane. Bases 1 to 951 code for a protein of 316 amino acids. NCBI's taxonomy places the organism in Eukaryota, Metazoa, Chordata, Actinopteri, Clupeiformes, Engraulidae. Gene Ontology annotation, molecular function: G protein-coupled receptor activity; olfactory receptor activity; odorant binding. Gene Ontology annotation, biological process: detection of chemical stimulus involved in sensory perception of smell; G protein-coupled receptor signaling pathway. The transcript has a single exon. The record is from RefSeq and is a predicted model, not a curated record.
AUGGCGAAUAUUGUGCUCAAUCAAACUUUUUCUUAUGAACUAAAAAUUGCCCGUUUUGACAUUCCCCCCUCAGCCGAGUAUCCCAUCUUUAUUAUUGGCAUGUUGAUAUACCUCUUCUCCAUUGUCUCUAAUCUGACCAUCUUGCUGCUGAUUGCUACACAGAAGAGUCUCCACAAACCCAUGUUCUACAUCCUCUUCAGUCUGCCACUGAAUGACCUGAUUGGGAUAACUGCAAUGUUUCCACGUAUGCUCAUUGAUAUCGUGACCAAGGAAAACACUGUGUACUACCCGACCUGUGUUCUACAAGGGUUCCUGCUCCAUAUGUUUGGCGGUGGCACACUUUUUGUAUUGGCAGCGAUGUCAUUUGACCGGUAUCUUGCCAUCUGCAAGCCACUGAGAUACCAUGCCAUCAUGAGUCCUUUAACAGUGGCAGGGUUGUUGGCGUUGGCAUGGGGCAUGGACUUUGCCAUAGUUUUGGUCCUUUUUCUCCUUCAGGCCAGAGUGCGUAGAUGCAGGAGUUUUAUAUACAAUGUUUACUGUAGCAAUUUCUCCCUGCUCAAUCUGUCCUGUGGAGAGGAUAUUACAGUCAAUAAUAUCUAUGGCUUGUUUGUCACAGCCUACAUGCAGAUCAUCACAAUAGGAGUACAGUUAUUCUCGUACGGUCAAAUCCUGCUAACGUGCGUUUUUAACAAGCAAUCUAAUGCCAAGGCAAAAGCUUUAAACACCUGCCUCGCACAGAUAAUAGUAUUUCUUAUUUAUGAGUUCAUUGCUAUGUUUACAAUCCUGUCAAACCGUUUUCCAGAUGUACCCGCAAAUGCACGAAGGGCCGUGGGCAUUUUGAUAUAUUGUGUUGUGCCCGUUGUCAACCCCAUUAUUUAUGGAAUGAAAACUAAAGAUAUAAGAGUGGCAUUCUUGCAUGUCGUCAGGAAAAAUAAAUCCUCAUUGACAUAA